CGGCGCGCCCGCAAACAACAACGGCCACACUGACUGACAAGGCGCACAACACCACCACCAAGUCGCUGGCGCAUUGUUGUUAAUCACAGUAGUGGCCAUGUCGUACUUUGACAUCGACGACAUCCUCAUGCAAGAGGAACGGUUACCGUGUGUGGCGUCCAUUGAUGUGAUCAAAAUGGGGAGUUUGGAUCCUUCCAGUGCGACACCCUACCUGAGGAAAGGCAGCAAAGUGGACCUCCCACUCUGGCUCAUCAAGAGCUACCGAGAAAAGAACGGUGAAGACAUCUUCGAAGUGGAUCCACCAAAGUUCCUGGGUCCAAAGUACCUGGACAUGCUGCGCGCAGAUGCCACGGUGAUCAACCUCCAGUCGUGGUGCUCCCACUUCUUCUCCUUUGCCAUCACAUAUCUCACGCUCUUCCAGGACGGCGAUCUCGCGACCACCAUCCAAGAUUCGUUUGGCCACCGCUACCUCGUCAUCCUGGACAUUUCACAGAACGCCGUCCAAGACGACACAUCAGAAAAGACACGCAACCUCGAUCAGCUUGAGCGACAGCUGUUCCAUGCAGGGCUGCAAGACGACCGCGCGCAGCAGCAGUGGCGGCGGCGACAGGCACACCGCAUCUUGCCCUGGGCAGGCGCACCACGCCGUGACGCGUUUGAGCUGGGCCACCUCACAAAGCGACCAAAGCUCUCGUUCUCCUAGCACCUAGCGUGUUGGGGGAGAGUGUCUUGUGUGUGCGUGUGUGUGUGCGUGUGUCUUGUGUGUGUGUGUAUACGUGUGUGUGUGUGUGUCUUGUGUGUGCGUGUGUGAGUCGAUUUUUGUGAGUGGAAUGUGCGUGAGCCAAACGUGUCACCUCUGCCACCUUCCACGGUGCCUUGGACUCCUAACAUCCCUCCUGCUCCACCACCCACACGACCAUAAUUAACCAACCAACACCCACGGGGUUGCUUUAGAUGUGUUUCCUAUGUGUUUCCUAUGUUCAUAAACGCA
Salpingoeca rosetta is the source of this 991-nucleotide messenger RNA. RefSeq lists its product as uncharacterized. The record is from RefSeq and is a predicted model, not a curated record. Gene Ontology annotation, biological process: mitotic DNA replication initiation. The transcript is spliced from 5 exons. NCBI's taxonomy places the organism in Eukaryota, Choanoflagellata, Craspedida, Salpingoecidae. Gene Ontology annotation, cellular component: GINS complex. The coding region runs from base 98 to 703 and encodes 201 amino acids.